Messenger RNA from Mytilinidion resinicola, 332 nucleotides. RefSeq lists its product as uncharacterized. The coding region runs from base 93 to 332 and encodes 79 amino acids. The record is from RefSeq and is a predicted model, not a curated record. NCBI's taxonomy places the organism in Eukaryota, Fungi, Ascomycota, Dothideomycetes, Mytilinidiales, Mytilinidiaceae. The transcript has 3 exons.
AUGCCAGAUCUGGACCAGAAUCGAGGCUCUGCUCCCCUUCUUCGUAACAAAAUCCAAGUAAGCAUGUUGUAUUGCUGGAAUUCGACGACACCAUGUCUAAGCUAUUCAUUGGCAGCCUGGCCUGGCACACCGACGAUGCCACCCUCCGCACCAAGCUGGACGAGGCAGUUGUUGGGGUGAUGGACGGGAGCAGACCUGCGUCGCCGGUACAACAAGAAGACCGAGGCAGUCUCGGUGGUCCCCAAGAGCAGGGUAAAUCGUCCCCGACAGUACCGCAAGGCGGUCGCUCUGUCCUCAACACCUCCCGGAAUUGGCCAGGCGGCGUGGAUUAA